Eutrema salsugineum is the source of this 1725-nucleotide messenger RNA. RefSeq lists its product as uncharacterized. Gene Ontology annotation, biological process: DNA integration. The coding region runs from base 1 to 1725 and encodes 574 amino acids. Gene Ontology annotation, molecular function: RNA-DNA hybrid ribonuclease activity; nucleic acid binding. The record is from RefSeq and is a predicted model, not a curated record. Lineage: Eukaryota; Viridiplantae; Streptophyta; Magnoliopsida; Brassicales; Brassicaceae. The transcript has 2 exons.
AUGAGGAAUUCCUGGGGAAAACACUCAUUCCGCCUUGGCUUCCCGGCGUCCAACAAUGAAGCCGAAUACGAAGCGUUAAUUGCCGGACUACGACUUGCUAAAAAUAUCGGUGCCGAACACGUACACGCCUACUGCGACUCUCAACUUGUGGCUAACCAAUUUCACGGCAAAUACGAGGCCAAGAACGACCGCAUGGACGUGUACCUCAAAGUCCUUAAGGAUAUUGCUUCGGAGUUCUCAACCUUCGAGCUUACAAAGAUACCUCGUGAUGAGAAUGCAACCGCCGAUGCUUUAGCCGCUCUUGCGACUAAUUCUGAUCCCGAUCUUCAGCGAACUAUCCCAAUUGCGGCAAUUGAACGACCAAGUAUCGAGCCUGCUCUGAACUGCAACAUCAUUACACGAAGACGUGAUUACGAAGCCCAACCCAAUCUCGCUCCACCCCUGACCCGGAAGACGAAACCCAGAGAAGUCGUCACCGAUCUCGACACCAACAUGGACGAACAACCUGAUAAUAAUUACGAUCUCGAAGAUGAGUCUGAGGGUCAACACGUUCCAAUCGAUAUCAAAGCCGAAGGUGAAGAAGAGCCUGAAGAUUGGACCUUAGAAAUUGUGGGCUACAUUGGAGAUGGAACAGUCCCCGCAGAUAAAUGGGCAGCUCGGCGCCUCAAGGCGCAUGCAGCUCGGUAUGUGGUCAUUAAGGGCACUCUCCUCAGAUGGGACGCAUCCGGUGUACUCUUGACUUGUGUUCACGGCAACGACAUCAUUGAAGUAAUGCAGAAAGUUCAUGAAGGAGAAGGAGGAAAUCACUCAGGAGCUCGCACGCUGCGAGAAGUGCCAACGUCAUGGCCCGAUGAUCAACCUUCCUACCGAGCUCUUGAUGACCUCGACCGCACCAUAUCCUUUCAUGCGCUGGGCAAUGGACAUCAUCAGUCCUUUUCGCCGAUCUACGACUCAGAAGCAAUACGUUCUGGUCGUCACGGACUACUUCACCAAAUGGGUCAAAGCCGAGGCAUACCCCGAGAUUCAUGGAAUCGAUGUCAAGAAGUUCGUCUGGAAAUUUAUCAUCUGCCGACACGGAGUUCCGUACGAGAUCGUUACGGACAACGGAACCCAGUUCACUUCGAUAAUUUCACAGAUUUUUGCGCCAAGUGGAAAAUCAGACUAAGUUUCUCUACCCCGCGAUACCCACAAGGAAACGGGCAGGCCGAAGCCACGAACAAAACCAUUAUCGAUGGUCUGAAGAAGCGACUCGAUACCGCUAAGGGAACUUGGGCGGACGAACUCGAUGGUGUCUUGUGCUCUCACCGAACUACACCACUACGUUCGAUCGGUCAGUCACCAUUCUUCCUUGCAUAUGGUACAGAAGCUAUGUGUCCAGCCGAACUCAACGUCCCAAGUAUUCGCCGAACCAUGCUCACCCAGCAACCCGACGCGAAUAACGAGAUGAUGCUCGACACAAUCGACUUAGUCGAAGAACAUCGCGAACGAGCAUUACUCCAGAUACAAAAUUACCAACAACUGGCAGCUCGCUACUACAACAAGAAGGUUAAAGGCCGUCACUUUGAAGAUGGCGAUCUCGUACUUCGCAAAGUCUAUCAAAACACAGAAGAAAAAAACGCAGGUAAACUAGGCUACCGAUCAAAUAAAGUCGAGUUCAGAUUGAAUAUCGAUCUACUAUUUAAGGAAAAAUUAGAAACCAUUGAAAUAACGAAAGACAUAUCAUAA